UGACUGUCAACACGCGGGUGGGAGUUAGGAUGUAGCUCCAUCCCCCCUCCCCAGCCCCCUCCAGACUGGGGCAACAGCCUAGACAGAUCUGGGGCUGGAGGAGGGGGCGUGGGGCGUGGUGGGGCGGAGUAGGGCGGGGGAGUGUUUGUCCUGCGGGAAGCGGAGCCCGCCCGAAGCUGCCUUUCCCUCUCCGGCGGCGGGCAGGGAACUGGCGCAGAAUCCGCAGUUCUCAGCGAAUGAGGGAGCUCAGGGAGGGGCUGGGCUGAGACUGGGGGGGCGGGUGUCAUUAGUGCUUCCCAGCAAAAGCAGCUUCCUUUCCAGGCGGGGAGGAGAGAGAGGCAGGCUGGGGACUGACUGGUGCAGGGAGCCCGGAGCAGGCGGAGUUGGUGGUCUGGCUCCCUUCCCUUCCUUGCGCAUCCCUCUCGCUCGCCCGCCGCUGCAUCCCUCCUGCAUCCCUGGAGAGAGAGCGGUCCUUGGGUACCAGCGUCCUCGGAGCCUGCCCGCCGCGGCUCCUUUCCUGGGCUGUCCUCUCCUGCUGCUGCUCCCAUCCAGGGAGAGCGCUCCGGGCUCUUCCUCCGGGGUACCGCCCUGCCCUCUCUCUCUCUCCGCCCUGCAUCUCCUGGAGAGAGCGCGCAGCAUCCCUCCUCUUGGGUACCAGCCUCGGCAUCCCAGCCCGCAUCUCCGAGGAGUGCAGCGGCGGCGCCUCUCUCAAUGCAAGGGCGACCACGGUGAUGGGCUUGGAGUGGGCAGCUUGUUAGGUGUGGAACCGAGGCAGACCACCUCAGAGCCAUGGGGGUUCUGAUGUCCAGGCGGCAGACCGUGGAGCAGGUCCAGAAGGUCAGCCUGGCCGUGUCGGCCUUCAAGGACGGGCUGCGAGAACGCAAGUCGGAGGGCAGCACCAGCCGGAGGGGCACCAUCGAGGACACGGUGCAGGAACUCAGAGAAGAGGAGGCGUCGGAAGCAGGGUCUUCGGCGGGGCUCCAGCAGAAGGAGGAGAUCCGCUUCCGCAGGGCGGCCUGGGAGAGGCUGCGGGACGGGCGAGGGGUGGAGCCCGAAGACUUUGACCGCACCACCUUCUUCACGCCGCCAGCCUUUGCCCGGCCCACACGGAGGGAGCAGGAUGACGAGCCCAUUGAGAUCAGCCUGGAGCAGAGGGAGCAGGUGGGCACAAGAUGAACCCCUGGAACAGGCAGGGAGG
Messenger RNA from Podarcis muralis (Common wall lizard), 1198 nucleotides. The record is from RefSeq and is a predicted model, not a curated record. NCBI's taxonomy places the organism in Eukaryota, Metazoa, Chordata, Lepidosauria, Squamata, Lacertidae.